Messenger RNA from Cajanus cajan (pigeon pea), 1635 nucleotides. Its product is annotated as receptor-like protein kinase FERONIA. Lineage: Eukaryota; Viridiplantae; Streptophyta; Magnoliopsida; Fabales; Fabaceae. Gene Ontology annotation, biological process: protein autophosphorylation. The record is from RefSeq and is a predicted model, not a curated record. Gene Ontology annotation, cellular component: plasma membrane; plasmodesma. Gene Ontology annotation, molecular function: transmembrane receptor protein tyrosine kinase activity; ATP binding.
UAUUAUGAGAAAUUGGAUAGUGAAAGGAGGCACCUUUCCAGCAAAAAAGCAAAAGCAUAAAGGUAGAAAAUUAGAAAUAAAGAAUGUAUGAGUAAAAGAUGGAGUGAGAAAGAAGAAUUGGAGAUUGCUGUAGUCUAUAGAGGAUCCACAUCCACUCUAGAGGUGAAUGUUUUUGGUAAGUGACAGGGAAGUAGUACUAGUAAGUUUCAGAAUAAUAAUGUUUGUGAAAUGUUGUUUUGGCGAGGGAAAUUCAAGUGGUAGUGGCAGAGGGUAUCCAACAGUAAUCCAAGAGCUGUGCCGUCCUUUUUCUCUGUCUGAUCUUAAGAAAGCAACCAACAACUUUGAUGAAAAGAGAAUAAUUGCAAGAGAAGGAUUUGGUGAAGUAUACAAAGGUUAUUUCCGACAUAAUGAUGCUUCUCAUUAUGAACUCGCAGUGAAGCGAUUUAAUAUUGUGACAAAAUAUCGUGAACGGGAAGAACAGUUCAAGAAUGAAAUAGAGUUGCUCUGCCAGCUUGGUCACCCUAAUAUCAUCUCUCUUAUAGGAUUCUGCAACCACAAAGAUGAGAAGAUUGGUGUGUUCGAGUACAUGUCCAAUGGAUCUCUAGAUCAACACCUGCAUGCACUGUCAUGGAAGGAAAGGCUAGAGAUAUGCAUUGGAGCAGCGCGUGGACUACACUACCUUCACGCCGGAUUGAAGCGCACCAUCAUUCACCAUAAUAUCAAACCUAGCAACAUUCUUUUGGAUCACAACAUGCACCCAAAAAUCACGAAUUUCGACCUUAGCGUAAAGGGAGCACAUUUUAUGACAAAGCCUAAACCAAUUCAAGUAUUGCCUAGAGGUACUGUUGGCUACGCAGCUCCGGAGCAUGUCAUGGAAGGUACCGUGACAGAUAAAUGUGAUGUUUACUCAUUUGGUAUAGUUCUACUAGAUGUUGUGUGGAGAAGAACAAUUUUCGACAUUGUAAGAGAAGGAGAAGCAAGAGAUUUUCUGGAGAAGCCUGUUGAGGAGAAUAUUGAUCCAAAUAUGAUUGGUAAGAUUGCACCGGAGUGUUGGCAAGUGUUUGCAGAUAUGAUGGUAAGAUGCUUGGAAUAUGAAGCUGAUGAGAGACCAACAAUGGGUGAAGUAGAGGUGGAACUUGAGCGUGCUUUGUCGUUACAAGAACAACAAGAUAUCGCAAACACCAACGGUUCUUAUACCUUAAUUUCCACCACCAUUAUUCCCAGCGAAGAUAUAUGGGUGAAUAUAUGGGUGAACGGCGGAACCGAUUCUAUUAUAGCGAUUCUGAAUAGUAUUGUAUCCGUAGGUGAUCAGACUAGCUGAGCUAAAUGACUAAAUGUUUAUCUUUUGAGUCAAAACAUGUUAGGAUUCAUCCCAAGUCCCACAUCGGUAAAAUGAAGGAACAUUGGCCACUUUAUAAGUGUCCACCAUUCCACAUAGUAUGAGGCCUUUUGGGAAGGAGCCCAAAAACAAAACCGUGCGGGCUUGGGCCCAAAGCGGACAAUAUCAUACUAUGGUGGAGGAACGGGUGGACUAGCAGGCCGUACAAGUGGUAUUUUAUUCUCUUUUAAUGCCAGUUGCCUAACAAAAACAGUCACAUAGUAAGUUUUUUAUUUGAUCCCUGGUUCUGAUAUUGA